AUGUCUUGGUUUCUCUAUUCGCAGGAUAAGGUCAGGCUCAAAACGACACUUCCCUCCAUCUUUAAAGCCUCAAACUUGUCAUAUGAUUACAAUCCAGCUAGCAUGGACUCUUCCCAGAUUGUCAGAGCUGCUUGUUGUGUUGCUGUCAAGAAGCAUCCUGAUGGCAUGUUCAACAAAGCCUUCCUUAUGUCUAUGAAUGAUGGGCGAGAAGUAAUAGUGAAGGUUCCAAACCUCAAUGCUGUUGUUCCGCACUAUACCACUGCCAGCGAAGUGGCCACGAUGGACUUUGCUAGAAAAACUCUUGACACACCUGUCCCUCGCGUAUAUGCAUGGAAUUCGCAAGCAAAAACACAUCCCAUGAGUGCUGAAUUUAUCAUCAUGGACAAAGUCAAAGGUGUUCUACUGUUCCAAGUAUGGGGCACCAUGAAAUUACCCCAGAAGCUCAAGGUCCUCCUUGCCAUCACAUACCUCCAGAAGCAAUGGCUGAGAGUUUCUUUCUUCUAUUAUGGGAGCUUGUAUUAUGCAGGAGAUAUGCAGCCUUCAGCAGAUAGUCACUAUAUUAAGAACAGUGAGGUCAUCAGUGAUUCAGAUUUCAUGAUUGGUUCAGCUACAGGCCGGGACUGGUGUGAUGCAGGCUGA
Molecule: messenger RNA, 639 nt
Organism: Histoplasma capsulatum G186AR
Lineage: Eukaryota; Fungi; Ascomycota; Eurotiomycetes; Onygenales; Ajellomycetaceae
Product: phosphotransferase enzyme family protein
Exons: 3
Coding region: 1-639 (212 amino acids)
Cellular component (GO): mitochondrion
Source: RefSeq, a predicted model, not a curated record